Molecule: messenger RNA, 1469 nt
Organism: Baudoinia panamericana UAMH 10762
Lineage: Eukaryota; Fungi; Ascomycota; Dothideomycetes; Mycosphaerellales; Teratosphaeriaceae
Exons: 2
Coding region: 325-1140 (271 amino acids)
Biological process (GO): nucleobase-containing compound metabolic process
Cellular component (GO): cytoplasm; mitochondrion
Molecular function (GO): AMP kinase activity; ATP binding
Source: RefSeq, a predicted model, not a curated record
AGCUCACCUCACCCAAAAUAUUCCACCGACAACACCGAGGCACCAUCUUCUUCUCAACACCUCCACCACUACCCUCUCCCCCCCAUACAGCCUCUCCACCCCCCGCCGCUGUCUUACCCUUGUUGUCAUUCACCAUGUGGUACGACACGAGCUAGUCAUUCCCGUCGCACCUCGCGGUCACGCGAGUACGAUUCGCUUAUCUUUGUACUCGGUACCUUCUCACCGCUUCGGCAUAAAGCACAUCUUCGACCAUCACAUCCAUUGUAAUACACCACGUAAUCACCCCCAACUUGGUCAGCCCCUUCAAACACCGUCUGUCACAUGAUGCAACUCCGACGAGCGGCCCGUCUCAUCCUCAUCGGCGCACCGGGCGUGGGAAAGGGUACCCAGACCGAGCGCAUGCUCAAGCGCUACCCCCAACUCUCCUCCAUCUCCUCCGGCGACUUACUUCGCGAGAAUGUCCGGCAGCGCACCCCACUCGGCAUCCAAGCCGACUCCCUCAUGCGCUCCGGCGCCCUCGUCCCGGACACCAUGAUCCUGCGCCUCAUCCGCAACGCCCUCACCACCCGCGGCUGGCUCAUCCCCAAAGGCGGCGUGCAACCCUUCACCGUCAACUACUCCAUCGCCUCCGAAGCCGCGCCCGCCGAAGCCUCGGGCGACAACUUCUUCAGCCUCCCCCCCCUCGGCAACGCGCACGACGAACAACACGAAUACGAGUACUCCGACCACCCGGACGCCAGCUUCAUCCUCGACGGCUUCCCCCGCACCGCGGCGCAAGCCUUACAACUCGGCACGUUGUUGCCCAUCAACAUGGUCAUCCACAUCCACACCCCGACCUCCAUCAUCCUCGAUCGCAUCUGCAAUCGUUGGAUCCAUCCCGCUUCCGGCCGCACGUACAACACUACCUUUAACCCGCCCCAAAUUGCGGGAAAGGACGACGUGACGGGCGAGCAGUUGAUCCAGCGGGAUGAUGAUAAACCCGAGGUGUGGCAGGCGCGGUUGAAGAGCUUCGAGGAGAAUGCGCGGCCGUUGUUGAGGCAUUAUGAGCGCUUGGGCGUGCUGUGGCGGGUGGAGGGGAGCAGUAGUGAUGAGAUUACGCCCAAGAUUGUGGAGGAGUUUGCGCGGAGGUUUGGGGCGUAAAUCUGGGCUGCGGGUGUAAAGUAAAUGUAGGUUGACACGGUGUAGGGACUGGGAUGGGGCUGUCGAGUGUACUUUGAGCGUAGGCGUCUGGUGCGUGCACGGUACGGUUGGCAGGGUUGGAGCACGAGUGACUCUGAGGAUUUUGAGCGUGCUUCCAGCAUCGACGUCUGGUACAUUGGCGGAGGCCACGGGUCCGUCGGUACUUGCAGCUUCACUUUCGGCGUCGAUACUUGGAGCUUCACUUUCGGCUUAGUUGUUGCUUCACCUCAUGUGAACCAGAAUUGCUAGACCAAUCCACGCCAUUGCUUUACCUCGAUCUCUUUUUCUCC